Echinostoma caproni is the source of this 1050-nucleotide messenger RNA. Lineage: Eukaryota; Metazoa; Platyhelminthes; Trematoda; Plagiorchiida; Echinostomatidae. The record is from the annotation of a GenBank genome assembly.
AUGAAAUCCGAAAGAGACAGUGGACUGGAAUCGAUCAAUCCAGCUGUCAGUAUGGGGUUUACCGUUUCACCCAAAGUGCCGUUACUCUACGAUAGUGUAACCGGUGCUAAAGACGGAAAUGUGAUCUCAUACAAUCUGGACGAACAGACUAUUUCCAACCGUUAUGUGGAUUUGUCGCAUGGCUCGCCGCGCAAACUCACAUUCAGUGGAGUACCCAGCUCGGAUAGUCCCGGAUUUCAUUUGGAACAGAACGAUGGCGUGGGUGAGAAGCAAGAAUACCUCUUACAUCAAACAACGGGAAUGCGUUUAUUUCGGCCCGGUGAUACCGCCCUUUGUGCGAUUCAUGAGGACCCGUCUGCCAGUAUUCAGCUUGUUGCUAUUCCUGUAGUCAGUACAGACGGUUCUUACAUCCCUCUGGCCCAUCGUUCUCCGUGUACCCUAGGCGAACAGCCUGAUUCGUGCCCUCAGCCAUUAGGAAGACACGGGCACAUUUCUCAUUCACAUGCCCUACCUCCCGGAUUCGACCCCAUCGCUCUGGAUUCGGAUGCAGAUUCUGGUCGUGGUGGGAGUGUGAAUAAUAUCGGUUUGAGUUGUCCUUUGGAGGGUUCUGUCUCUCCAACCUCAGAACCACUGAGCGUAACAACUUCGACGCCAGCUGCAGUGCAUACAUUAGGUGUACCUGUGCGUUACGUAUCUUACACAGCUGAUGGAAAACUGCACAUGCUCACCCCUCCAAGCUCCUGCACUCUCAGUCCCCAAGCGGUCCUGGUGCCAAUCUCUGCUGUACAAGAUCGGCCAGUCCCAGUCACCAAAUCCGAGCAACAAACUAACAUGAGUCACACUGUAUCGCCCACCUGUAUGGGAAAAGAUCACAACAGUGAAGCACACACUAUUCCCGCUAGUCCUCCCACAACCACUACCAUGCCCACGUCCACUACAAGCCCAUCGAGACGUCAUGACGGUUCAGCAAAUAAAAAACGUGAUUGUGGCCCUUGGCGCCUGGUCCAGUUACCAACCCAGGAACUUGAAGCAGAAAUACAGAGGUAUUAG